Lytechinus pictus (painted urchin) is the source of this 1332-nucleotide messenger RNA. Its product is annotated as muscarinic acetylcholine receptor M2-like. Gene Ontology annotation, cellular component: plasma membrane. The transcript has a single exon. NCBI's taxonomy places the organism in Eukaryota, Metazoa, Echinodermata, Echinoidea, Temnopleuroida, Toxopneustidae. The record is from RefSeq and is a predicted model, not a curated record. Gene Ontology annotation, biological process: adenylate cyclase-activating adrenergic receptor signaling pathway; positive regulation of cytosolic calcium ion concentration; phospholipase C-activating G protein-coupled receptor signaling pathway. Gene Ontology annotation, molecular function: alpha1-adrenergic receptor activity. Bases 1 to 1332 code for a protein of 443 amino acids.
AUGUCAACCGAAUCGAAUCUUACGAGCGAACUACCACCCACUCCCAGUGGAUAUUUUAGCCAGAAACUGAUAGCGGUCAUCAUAUGGUGUGCUAUCUGCCUUGUGGGCGUGUGCGGAAAUACCUUAGUUCUCCUCGCAAUCUCCACCUCAAGGAGGCUACAGUCUCACAACAACCGCUUUGUUGGGUUUCUAGCUGUAACAGAUCUUCUUACCUGCCUCAUCAUGCCUGUACAAAUCGCUGCUCUCAUGGAGGCAAGGUCAAAGUUUUUCCAUAUAGCUUGCUGCGUGGCAGGUGUACUGGGAUACGUCACACUUGGAGCAAGUGCCUUCACGUUGGUCCUGAUUGCAUUUAAUCGCUACAUCUGCCUUACGCAAAGGCUUUCCGUCAAGAGAAGGCUGUUCUCGCGUUUCAAGUCAGCGGCAAUGGCUUCAUUUGGAAUUCUCUUUCCCCUAGGGAUCACUUUAGGAUUCGUGGUGACUGGCAAUGCGAGAACAGGUCUUCUCAGUGGUCUAUUCUGCACCAUUGUGUAUGGGCCCGUACUGGAUAUGGUGGCUGGCACAUUUCUUCUCGUAUGCGUCGUGGUGACACUCGUAUUCUAUCUACUUAUCGCUAAAACCGUUCGAUCGCAUUCUAGGAAGGUCGUCAUGAAUAAUCAGACACUUCGAGAAAGCAGCCCACCGUCAAAUCUCUCGAGGCCAAAUAAUUCAAACGAAUUGAGCAUCAAACAGGAAAAGUGUAACAGUACAGAUUGUGAUUCCGGCAAAUCAGGCUCAAGAAAGCAAUUGCCGUCCGCAAUCCAGUGGAAGGCGCUGCGAGUGCAGGAGUCUUCCACAUCCACUCCGGAUAAGCUUUUCAUUCCAGUGAAAAGAGUACCUACUGACAGACGCCCAACAUGCCAGAUUGCACAACCAAUCCCAACCGCCAGGUCUGUCAGUAUUUCCAGUAUCCAGGCCAUAAGCACAAUCGUACAGGAUCGAGAGGGCACAGAGACAAUGAGAUCUAACCAACGACGUGUCGGGCAACGGCCGAGAAUGUACGAAGCACCUGUACCGAUGAUCAAACUCGAGAAGGAAGUCACGAAGAACAUGAUCGUGAUCGUUCUGGCUUUCGUCAUUGCCAUCGCCUUCAUAUCUGUUAGCAUUCUCUUUCCACACAUACCUUAUAUCUACGACCUCUUUGCCUACGUUGUAUUUAACGCCAACAGCAGCAUUAAUCCAAUAAUAUAUGGCUGGAAGCACCCGCUUCUAAAGCGCACAUUCCGUCAUAUCUUGCGGUGGAGAUUAGAGGAAAUUGAUCAACCAACGAGGUGGGUCAGAAAGUGUAUAUAUUGA